Trichobilharzia szidati is the source of this 1595-nucleotide messenger RNA. The record is from the annotation of a GenBank genome assembly. Lineage: Eukaryota; Metazoa; Platyhelminthes; Trematoda; Strigeidida; Schistosomatidae.
AUGAAUCCUGCAGAGUCUUUACCGCCUGGUUGGGAAAUGCGAUUCGAUCCGAGAACAGGAAGAUGGUAUUUCGUAGAUCAUAACACCAGGUCUACACAAUGGGAACAUCCUGUAACAAAUAAGGCGUAUUCACCUCAACCAACUAGAAAUGUUAAUAUCAAUAAUAAUAAUAAUAAUAAUAAUAAUAAUAAUAAUAAUAAUAAUAAUAAUAAUGGCGAACAAGAUUGUGAACAGCAGGUAACCAAUGCAAAAAUUUCUAACUGCGAAAGUAUAAUCACUGAUGUCAUUUCAAAGGCACGUGCUCUACAACCAGAAAUAAAUCGUUUUGAAGGUUCACCUCAUAGUAAAGAGUACCGAUGUCUUAUGGAGAGUAUGGAACAAAUGAUAUUAAAUCUGGAUGCAUUAAAUAUGGAUGGAAAUGAAGACUAUAGGUCAAUGCGACGGGAUGCUGUCAAAGAAAUCCAACAGUUAAUAGAAAUGUUAGAUUAUCGUUCACAGAUUUCUUCUACUCAAAAUGAUAGUAAUCUCCUCCGUCUCAUCUUCCCUACACUCUGUGUAUCUUUAAACCUGGCUAUACUUACUUUACCCCUUAUAUUGCUGAGUAAAUGAAGUUAACUGUGUGGUGCACAUAUGUGUUUAUAUACACACAUACGUCCACGGUAUAUCGCAUGAGUUCUUCUGCUUACCACUUGCUUACGAUGCGUUUUCAGGUGUUUUUUGUCUUAUCGUAUUUCAGUUCGAUUUUCUGUUGAAAUUACCGGCUUACAACUUUCGUGCAAACCAUAUCACACUUGAGAUCUCAUCAAUAGAAGAUCAUCAAUAUAUACAUAUACAUGCAUGUAGUUACUUGUGAAUAGACCACACAUACAUACAUUGUUGCAGUAAAAGACCACUACUGGGAUUAACUAACUACUUUUGAAUGCCCUGAUUUCUCUUCAAUUUCAUUUCUUUUACAACUGUCUCUCUCUUUUCCUCUCUCUCUCUCUCCGUCCUACGAAAUUUUUGAAAUUUAUUAUUUUUUCAAUAUAAUCUCCUCUUUGAAAAAAUGGCGUCGUAGUAGUAGUGGUAUUUCGUUUUGCUGUGUCUUUCAGUAUUUUUUUGUUGUUAACAUAUUGUAAAAAGAAAGAUCAAAUGAAUUCCAAACGACCUUUUUAUCAAGUUUACAUUUUAAUCAGUUUGUGUACCAAUGUAUAUUCUCCCGUGUUCCCCCCACCUCACUUUGUCUCGCGUUUUUGUUACAGUAUUGCUUUAUCAUUCGUUGUCAUGACAAGUUUCUCAAUUCUUAAAUGGCUGACGUAUGUGCAUGUAUGCAUGCGUGUGUGUGCAUGGGGGUGUAUUUGUCUGUUUGUUUGUUUGUUUGUUGAAAUGUCCAGAAUUUCUCAGGACAAUCUCAAAUCCACUUUCCAUUACCUUGAAAGGAUUAAUUGACACUGUGUAAUAAUUCCCUAAUCCGCCUUCCUGUCAUGUUGUAUUCUUUUUCUCUCUCCUUCUUCUGGGCUGUAUCUUCCAUUGUUAUGCUGUUUUUCUUUUUUUGGAAAAAAAAUUCACAAAGAUUGUUGAUUAAAACAGAAACGGUAUAUUUUUGUCGCAUUACA